AUGUACGCCUAUGUUUUCUGUUGUAUUGCUUUCCCAGUGCUUGAUGGAAUCCAAUGCUCCAAAACAACGUACGGAAACACCCUACACCGCUUUACAGUGUUUUGGGACGGUGGACAGAUUCUUUCUUGCAAAAAUAUUCGUAUAAAGAGUAUUAUUACUAUUUCCCCCCGAGUGCCCCUGUGGAACUGUGUGUGA
Trypanosoma brucei brucei TREU927 is the source of this 195-nucleotide messenger RNA. RefSeq lists its product as hypothetical. The transcript has a single exon. NCBI's taxonomy places the organism in Eukaryota, Euglenozoa, Kinetoplastea, Trypanosomatida, Trypanosomatidae. The record is from RefSeq and is a predicted model, not a curated record. The coding region runs from base 1 to 195 and encodes 64 amino acids.